ACUUCGAUACAAUCCUGGUUUCUUUGUGUUUGUGUAUGUGUAAUUGUGGAUUCUGUUUCUAGAAUUAGGGUUUUUCUCUGAUGGGUGUGGAGGGAGGAGAGUCAACUCAAAAAGGCGUCGCUUCCGUUGACGGUGCCGAUGCAGAGAUCGCCCUCAACAUCCGAUGUUCUAACGGCAAUAAGUUCUCGGUGAGAACGAGCCUUCGAUCAACGGUUGUCGCUUUCAAAGAUGUUUUGGCUCAGAACUGUGAUGUUCCUGCCAAUCAACAGAGGUUGAUUUAUAAAGGAAGAAUCUUGAAGGAUGAUCAAACCCUAGAUAGUUAUGGCCUGCAGGCAGAUCACACGAUUCACAUGGUGCGUGGUUCUGCUCCAGCUGCUUCUGCACCAGCUACUGGCGGUUCUACUGCUGGAAAUGCUAAUACUCCCUCGGUUGUUUCUCAAGGUGCUGUUUCCAAUGAUGGGUUCGGCUUAGGUGGUGCUGGCACUGGUGCACCCCUAUUUCCCGGACUUGGUUUGGGUGGACUUGGGGGUUCUGGUGCAUUUGGGUCUGGACUUCCUGAAUUCGAACAAGUCCAACAGCAAUUAACUCAGAAUCCCAAUAUGAUGAGAGACAUGAUGAACAUGCCAGCAAUUCAAAACAUACUGAAUAACCCUGAGGUCAUGCGUGGGAUGAUUAUGAGCAAUCCGCAGAUGCGUGAAAUCAUUGACCGUAACCCUGAGCUUGCUCAUAUUCUUAACGACCCUGCAAUUCUUAGGCAGACACUGGAAGCAGCAAGGAAUCCUGAGCUUAUGCGUGAAAUGAUGCGGAACACUGAUAGGGCCAUGAGUAAUAUUGAAUCAUCUCCCGAGGGAUUCAACAUGCUUAGACGUAUGUAUGAAAACGUUCAAGAACCUUUUCUGAAUGCUACAACGACUGGUGGAGCUGCUGCAAAUGAUUCAGGAUCUAACCCAUUUGCGGCUUUGUUGGGGAAUCAGGGUGCUGCUACUCAAACUAGGGGCUUAUCUAACAAUCCUUCAGCAACAGGCACUGAAACAACUCCAGGGGCUGCAGCUCCUAAUUCUAACCCACUUCCCAAUCCUUGGGGUGGCACCGGUGGUGGUACCCAGACAAAUCCUGGUACAAGAUCAAAUCUUGGGGAUGCAAGGACGCCUCUGGUAUCUGGGUUAGGUGGUCUUGGUCUGCCAGGGUUAGACCGCACAACCGGCAUGCCAGACCUGAGUCAGCUAAUGCAAAACCCAGCCGUUUCUCAGAUGAUGCAAAGCCUGCUUUCCAAUCCCCAAUAUAUGGAGCAGAUCGUGAGCCAAAAUCCUCAACUUCGCAGUAUGUUUGAUUCAAACCCUCAGUUGAGAGAGAUGAUGCAGAAUCCAGAAGUGCUUCGCCAAUUAACUUCACCUCAGAUGAUGCAGCAAAUGAUGUCUUUACAGCAGCUUCUACCUCAGCUUAACCAGCAGCAAUCAUCUUUGGAUCCUACCCAGACCGGUGCUGCUGCAGGAACACAAAACAAUAUGGGGUUGGACUUGUUGAUGAGUAUGUUUGGUGGACUCGGAGCUCCUGGCAUGGCUGUUCCUAAUGUGCCUGAUGUGCCACCGGAACAGCUUUAUGCGACUCAACUAUCGCAGCUUCAAGAGAUGGGAUUCUUCGAUACCCAAGAGAACAUCAGGGCUUUACGUGCUACUUCAGGCAAUGUUCAUGCCGCAGUGGAGAGACUGUUGGGAAACUUUGGUCCGUGAUGUCGUUUUGUUCUAUUUAAAAGACAAACGGUUGGUCGGUUUGAAAGUAUUCUUUGUAGACGAAGGGAGGCAUGUCGAUUUUAUUUCGAGGGAGUGUGAAUAAUGGACUUAGAAAGAAAUAUUACAACAGUUGGUGGACAACCAGCCUCCCUCCCUUAAGCAAAACCUUUUGUUGUUUAUUGUACAAACAGAUUUCUUUCAUAGUUUUCAUUGCUGUUUUAUUAUCA
Molecule: messenger RNA, 1957 nt
Organism: Cynara cardunculus var. scolymus (artichoke)
Lineage: Eukaryota; Viridiplantae; Streptophyta; Magnoliopsida; Asterales; Asteraceae
Product: ubiquitin domain-containing protein DSK2a-like
Exons: 8
Coding region: 81-1730 (549 amino acids)
Biological process (GO): ubiquitin-dependent protein catabolic process
Cellular component (GO): cytosol
Molecular function (GO): polyubiquitin modification-dependent protein binding
Source: RefSeq, a predicted model, not a curated record